AUGGCGGCCGUAUCGCGGGCCCUCUCUCGACGCCUCACCGCCAGGGUCGUAAGCCCCUACCAACGGCGAAUCCAGGCGCCUGUUGUGCCAAUUGCUGCUGCCGCCCAGAAAGAGGUGGUCACGACCGAAAGGGCCACCCGCCAUUGCGACGUCUUCAUAAACCACAGGGGAGCCGAUACCAAACGGUCGAUGGCCGGGUUGCUCUACGACCGCCUCGUCCAGCACAACAUCCGCCCGUUCCUGGAUAACCGGACCAUGGAACCAGGAGACAAGCUCUACGACAGCAUUCACAGCGCCAUACUAAACUGCGAGGUCGGGAUCGCCAUCUUCUCUCCCAGGUACAACGAGUCCUUCUUCUGCCUCCACGAGCUGGCAAUGCUGGUCGAGGCCGGUAAGAAGCUGAUCCCGAUCUUCUGCGACAUCGAGCCCUCGGUUCUCCUGGCGAUGGACGUCCAGUCCCAUCCGCCCGAGAUGCUGCAGCGCUUCAGGAAGGCUCUUCGGGAGGCCAGGUACACGGUGGGCAUCACAUUCGACUCCCAGAAUGGGAACUGGUCGGAUUUGGUGUCGCGGACUGCAGAGAUUGUGGUGAAGAGUAUAAAAGGAGGGAGCCACUGACGAAACGGAGGGCACCAUUCUCUCCCUGCAAAUAUUAAACCAUUCUUUUCCUAUUGAUUUUUUUGUCAGAAUAACAUUCUUUUCUAAUA
Molecule: messenger RNA, 704 nt
Organism: Elaeis guineensis (African oil palm)
Lineage: Eukaryota; Viridiplantae; Streptophyta; Magnoliopsida; Arecales; Arecaceae
Source: RefSeq, a predicted model, not a curated record